GAUAAAACAGAGCUUCGCAUCUCCAUCGUCACCUCUCUCCCCUCUUCUCCAGCGUCCGAUUUUCCUCUCUCCAUCUUCAUCCAUCGCCUCUCGCGCCCAAAUUUCGUCCUAAACUUUUACGAAUUUUUCUCUCUCCAAUUGGGUUUUGUUGUUUGAAUGGCGGAGGGCCCCGCGAGUCCAGGCGGUGGAAGCCAUGAGAGUGGGGAUCUGAGUCCAAGGUCGUCAAAUGUUCGGGAGCAGGAUAGGUUCUUGCCGAUUGCGAAUAUCAGUCGGAUUAUGAAGAAAGGGUUACCAGCUAAUGGCAAAAUUGCCAAGGAUGCUAAGGAGACCGUACAGGAGUGUGUUUCAGAAUUUAUCAGUUUUAUCACCAGCGAGGCAAGUGACAAGUGUCAAAGGGAAAAGAGGAAAACUAUUAAUGGCGAUGAUCUUCUAUGGGCAAUGGCUACCUUGGGGUUCGAAGAUUAUAUCGAGCCCCUCAAGUCGUACUUGAAUCGUUACAGAGAGAUGGAGGGUGACACCAAGGGAUCUGGAAAGGGCCAUGAAGGAUCUAGCAGGAAAGAUGGGAUGCAGCCCAGUCAUAAUCCACAGCUUGCUCAUCAAAAUUCGUAUCCUCAGGGUCUGAAUUAUGCAAACUCGCAGUCGCAAGCUCAACAUAUGAUGGUCCAGAUGCAACGCACAGAGUAGCAUUUGGUGGUUCUGGCAUUAUUCUUGUUAUCUCAGUUGUGGGGUUUGUAGGAGUGUUCUUGAUAUGUAUUCUUGUAGGGUAUAUAUACAACGUUCUCUCCAAAUAGGCUUCCAAUUAUUUUAGAUGUUAAGAUCAAACCUUUUGGUGGUCUUGGAGAAUCUGUCUCGUGUAUCAGGGCAGGAUACAGAAUGGAACUAAUCCUCCCUUGAAAGAUGUCUGUCUGUCGGUGUUUAUUUACAUAUGUUGAAAAAGAUUGCCCUUUUUUCUUGGGUAUUAAAAACCCAUAUUAAAGAUUUAUUUUUACC
Cynara cardunculus var. scolymus (artichoke) is the source of this 990-nucleotide messenger RNA. Its product is annotated as nuclear transcription factor Y subunit B-1-like. Bases 157 to 684 code for a protein of 175 amino acids. Gene Ontology annotation, molecular function: DNA-binding transcription activator activity, RNA polymerase II-specific; protein heterodimerization activity; RNA polymerase II cis-regulatory region sequence-specific DNA binding. The record is from RefSeq and is a predicted model, not a curated record. The transcript is spliced from 7 exons. Gene Ontology annotation, cellular component: CCAAT-binding factor complex; nucleus. NCBI's taxonomy places the organism in Eukaryota, Viridiplantae, Streptophyta, Magnoliopsida, Asterales, Asteraceae. Gene Ontology annotation, biological process: regulation of transcription by RNA polymerase II.